AUGUGUGUUUGUGUGUGUGCGAUAAUGUAACGGGCAAAACCGGCAACCCGGAAUCGACGUGACGGACGGGACACGGACACUGUGGUUCGUGCUUAUCAGUGCCUAUCGGCAACACCAGCGCGCAACUUCCAGCUCCAGUUGUUUGCGUUGCGUGUUGCACCGUUUGUUGUGCUGCCCUACGGAAACCAGAUACCCCGUUUCGGGUGAUCACAUUGAACUGUGUGUCUUGUGUUUCGGUGCUGCUCGGCUGAGGCGUCCUUAAGAUAUCGCUGCAGUGUGCAAGUGCAGUUCUACGGUAUCCGGCUCAGUGCGCUGUUCCACACGUAUGUGUGACAUGUGGGCAUCGUAUCGCCCAAACACGAUCCCAGUGCAAUGGUAAUGAGCGAGCCACACUUGUCGAUGACAUUUCCUGUGGCGAUUGACAUUUUUCAGCGUGAUUAAAAAAAACCCCUUGCUAUCACGGUGGCUCCCCCCCCCAGCAUCAGCCCGAGAGCCCGAUAAGAUACGCGAAUACGAGCGGGGUGGUGGUUUCGGUUUUCUUGUCUAUAAUCAGUGUAGUGGCUGUAGCUUUGCGAACGCGUACUCUCUUAGGCAGCGUUAGAUCAGUGUAGUGGAGAAAAUCAAGCUUUGGUGCAUACUUUUACAUUACGAAACAAACGAGGGAGAGUUAAAAAAAAACAUCAGAAAGCACCACCAAAGGGCGUAAGAACUCCAGCCGCCCGGUGGCGACACGAGCCAGGUGUAUUUAGGGUUUGAAAGCGACGAUGACGAUCACGGGAAGCAGUAAUGGGGGCGGUGGUGGCGGCGGUAUGAGACCGCUAAAAGUGACGACCGUCGGGGACGGUAUGGUCGGAAAGACCUGUAUGCUCAUCACCUACACGCAGAACGAAUUCCCCAGCGAGUACGUCCCGACCGUGUUCGAUAACCACGCGUGCAACAUCGUUGUGGACGGUGCCGAUUACGCGCUUACCCUGUGGGAUACGGCGGGCCAGGAAGAUUACGAGCGAUUGCGACCGCUCAGCUAUCCGAAUACCGAUUGUUUUCUCAUCUGCUACUCUAUAUCGAACCGCACAUCUUUCGAUAACGUGCUGUCCAAAUGGUACCCAGAGAUAAGACAUUUUGCACCCUCCGUUCCAAUCGUGCUUGUCGGCACCAAGAGCGAUCUGCGAGUUCCCGGGUCGGAAAAGUUCGUCACCACGGCCGAGGGCAAAAAGUUGAAGCACAAAAUCAAAGCCUACGCCAUGGUGGAGUGUUCCGCGAAACGGAAGCUUAACCUCGCGGAAGUGUUCGACGAGGCGGUACGGGCGGUCGAGAAGAAACCGCACGCGGGACCACGGAUCUGCACGAUACUAUAGUUUAGGCGUUAGGAUGGUUAGCUAAAUCUGGUAGAUUGAUCUUAGUAUGGGGCUGCGAGAUGGUACACAAUCAGGGGUGACGACGUUUUACAGGUAUUGAGGUUUGAUGAUAGGUAAAAUUUGUACUCACGUGAGCACCUACGCAUAAAAAAGGCGAGUGGCUCUUUGAGCGACUGUUGUUUGAUAGUAAAGGGAAAUUAUAAGUGCACUUGACCCAUACCAACCGGGAGAGCACACGUGAAACGUUGAUUUUUUUUUGUUGCAGUAUUGGUUAUAAUAGUGUAGCAGUAAUGAUUGUGCUGAAAUUGUGCAAAAAGUUGCGCCACAUUGCUGGGAUUGUUUCACUAGAAGCUCACCCGCCGUUUUUUUAUCGGGCGUUUGCCAUAACAAAAAAGCACUGUUGUAUUUUUCGGAAGUAUUCAUACACAGCAUUAUAGUAGAGUGAAAAGCGUGCUUUUUUUCUACAGCAAAAGCAAACGCCUUUUUCUGCGUUUUUCCUGUUUAUUACCGAUCUGGCUAAUAGCUGUUGCCAAACGUUACUCAGCGAUAGUGCUUCUUCACUAGCAGAGUGAUUAACUACUGAAUCGAUAAAGCGUACAGAUCAUUUUAAAAGCGUAUAGUUAGCAGAGGAAAGCGCGAUUGUUAAAGAAUGUUUAUGGUGAUAUCGAAAAGGGGGAGAAAGAAGCGAUAAGAAGUGUUAAGAUUAGCGAGAAGCAGCGUGGUGGGAACGAUAGAUAAACGGUACGGCCGACACUACCAAUUAAGGCUUGCACUUGUACUGUAUGCUCGUUUUACAUAUUUGUUAAAUAAACUAGUCAUUUUAAGCUGAAUGAAACAAAUAAAUCAGUUAAUUGUUAUUCGAUUGUA
Messenger RNA from Anopheles stephensi (Asian malaria mosquito), 2222 nucleotides. RefSeq names its product ras-like GTP-binding protein RhoL (gene RhoL). Gene Ontology annotation, molecular function: GTP binding; GTPase activity. The record is from RefSeq and is a predicted model, not a curated record. Gene Ontology annotation, biological process: small GTPase-mediated signal transduction. The coding region runs from base 765 to 1355 and encodes 196 amino acids. The transcript has 5 exons. Lineage: Eukaryota; Metazoa; Arthropoda; Insecta; Diptera; Culicidae.